GUGUAUGUGUUUUGAGACAAAACUGUGUGUGUGUGUGAACUGUCAAAAAUCACUAAAAAUGACGAAAUCAAAAUAAAUUCUCACAUUUAAACAAUUAAUUUUCAUUCACCGUCAAAGUAUUCAGUUUAAUAAUAACCAAAAUUCUUUUCCGCGAAUCAGUGAAAAUCGUUUCUUUAAAAAAAAAUGUCUCUCAAAGUAAAACCUAACCUCAAACGUCAUGAGAAUUUUUCUUUCAAAUUAUUAUUUUCCAAUAUUAUGUAGCAUUUCUCUCUUUUUUUUCGGGGGAAAAAAAAAAAAAAUACUUUUGAAAAAUAAUUUUUCAAAAUACAAUGAAAAAUUAUAAAUGACAUAAAAAAAGUUAUUAUCAUUUUUUUUGUUCUUUACAAAUUUUUUUGUUUAUGACGAAAAAAAAAAGAAGAAGAAAAGUGUUCGUGUGAAAAUCUAUAAAAAAAAAUAAAGAAAUGAGUGUCUUAAUGCGUUGUCCGGGUAUUUAUUGUGGUCGUGAAUUAUUUAUCGAUGGCAAUUGGAGUGAUUGUGGUGCGUGUCCCCGUGGUUAUAGGACAAAUUUAUCAUCGGCAUGCGUUCCAUGUGAGGAUACACCAGUCUUUUAUGAUUGGCUUUAUCUUGGUUUUAUUGCAAUAUUUGCACUUGUUUUACAUUGGUUUUGUAUUGAUAUGGUUGCAAUGAGACGUAAUAUACCAAAAGAAGUUAUUGCAUUACAUUGUUCGGCAAUUAUUGAAAUAAUUACAGCAUCAAUUAUUACAUUACAAUUAAUUGAUCCAAUUGGAUCAUUUAAUAUUCGUUCGUGUCGAACACAAAAAUUAUCCGAUUGGUAUACAUUGUUGCACAAUCCAACGCCAAAUUAUGAAAAAACUCUUCACUGUACACAGGAGGCGGUUUAUCCACUAUAUACAAUGGUGUUUAUAUUUUAUGCAUUUGGAAUUUUAAUAAUGCUUCUACUAAGGCCGUUGAUAGCGAGAAAAUUUCUACCAAAACAGGGAAAAUUUUCAAUUUACGCGGCAUUAUAUUUUUUUCCAAUUUUUGCAUUAUUUCAUGCAAUUGGAGGUGGACUUAUAUAUCAUUCGUUUCCAUAUAUCACAAUUGUGUUGUCUGCUCUCUCAAACGCGGCGCAUUUUGCUUUCAAACUAAAUCAGACAAUGAAAUCGUUGAUCUUCAGUUCGGUUUCGGAUGUGAAAAAUAUAAUAGUUAUAGUUGGCCAUUGGCUUUUACAUGGCUAUGGUGUAAUGUCAGCGGCAACACUUCAUGGAAUUACACUUCAUCCGGCAAUGUUAAUUUUAGUUCCAUUGCCAGCGUUAUUUUACAUUCUCACUGCCAGGUUUACUGAUCCACAUAGACUUCAGGAGAAAUGAUGAAAUGAACUUUUUAUUAUUAUUAUUAUCAUUGCAAACGAAUAAAAAAAAAAGAGUUCCAUUUCUUGUA
This is a messenger RNA of Leptopilina boulardi, 1440 nucleotides long. Its product is annotated as JNK1/MAPK8-associated membrane protein. Gene Ontology annotation, cellular component: membrane. Gene Ontology annotation, molecular function: ubiquitin protein ligase binding. The transcript has 4 exons. The record is from RefSeq and is a predicted model, not a curated record. Gene Ontology annotation, biological process: response to unfolded protein. The coding region runs from base 462 to 1370 and encodes 302 amino acids. Lineage: Eukaryota; Metazoa; Arthropoda; Insecta; Hymenoptera; Figitidae.